Molecule: messenger RNA, 1270 nt
Organism: Linepithema humile (Argentine ant)
Lineage: Eukaryota; Metazoa; Arthropoda; Insecta; Hymenoptera; Formicidae
Product: splicing factor U2af 38 kDa subunit
Biological process (GO): mRNA splicing, via spliceosome
Cellular component (GO): spliceosomal complex; U2AF complex
Molecular function (GO): pre-mRNA 3'-splice site binding; metal ion binding
Source: RefSeq, a predicted model, not a curated record
ACAGCUUCUGGGUAGACUCAUACGUUUGUUGUGUACGAGAUGCUAUUGGAUUUUUAAAAGCGAUUAAAAAUUCAUUUUUUGUGAUAUAGCUGUGAGAUUUACGUGAGUCGGAUGAUUUAUACAUCAUGGCUGAGUAUCUGGCGUCAAUUUUCGGUACCGAAAAGGAUAAAGUAAAUUGCUCGUUUUAUUUCAAAAUAGGAGCUUGUCGACACGGAGAUCGAUGCUCGCGAAUUCAUAACAAGCCGACUUUUAGCCAGACAUGUUUGCUACAAAAUCUUUAUGUAAACCCCCAAAAUUCUGCAAAAAGCGCCGAUGGAUCUCACUUGGUUGCAAAUGUAUCGGAUGAAGAGAUGCAAGAGCAUUAUGAUAACUUUUUUGAGGACGUUUUCAUCGAGUGUGAGGACAAGUAUGGUGAGAUCGAAGAGAUGAACGUAUGUGACAAUCUUGGCGACCAUUUAGUUGGGAAUGUCUACAUCAAGUUUCGCAGGGAGGAGGAUGCAGAAAAGGCAGUCAAUGACUUGAACAACCGUUGGUUUGGCGGUAGACCGGUUUACGCUGAGCUUUCGCCCGUUACCGAUUUCCGCGAGGCAUGCUGUCGUCAAUACGAAAUGGGCGAGUGCACCCGCUCUGGAUUUUGUAACUUCAUGCAUUUGAAGCCUAUCUCUCGAGAACUUCGUCGGUACUUGUACAGCCGAAAGAAAGGUAAGGGUCGAUCAAGAUCACGAUCGAGGUCGCGAGGUCGUGAUCGCAGGAGAAGAUCUAGAUCCCGCGAAAGAAAAUCCAGAUCUAGGGAUCGGCGCAAGGGAAGAGACGAAAAAGGCAGGGACGGCAGAUCUGGUCGCUACUAAUAACAUCAUUUCAUCAAUGUAUUCGAAACAUUUUCUGUUUUUAUCUGUUAAUGUGUUAUAUUCCAGUCUCAUCUGAAUUUAUCUCAUUUGAAAUUAUUUUUAAAUAUUUCUUUAUCAUAUACACAAACAUAUAACAAAUAAAAGAUAUAUAGAAACGUAAUACAUUAAAUAAUCGAGUUUCUUCAUAUUCAUUAAAGUUUUGUCAUUGUCGCUUACCAAAAUGGUAUAUUGAUGUAAGUUUUGUAAUCGCGGUAUAGACUACACAAUAAGUGCUAAGUGUCAAAUGUAUUUUUGCAAUAGGAUGUAAUUAUAUUCUUUGUGUAUUAUUCAAUUAUUGUUCACAAUGAUUGACAUAAGAUUGACAUGUGUAUUCAUAAAAUUUGUGUACAUUAAAGUUUGAAUAAAAAUGUAUUGGCUGUGUC